CAGUUUUGAGAAUGGGAUUGGGAUUUCGGGGGUUACCCGAUGAAUUCAAGAAUUGACCCGUGAAAUGUUUUCCUUUUUACCGUGACUGUGUCUGAGAGCUGGACGGAGAGAUGGACGAAAUUUGGCCUGGAUUUGAACACGAUUUGGAUGGAUGGGGAAAUCUUUCUUGGUCAGCUUUGCUGCGGACUUGUCGAUGCGCAUCAAGUCAAACAUUUGAGUUGCUGCUUUCGUAUCCAGCAGACUAUGGGCGGUGCAGUCUUGGUAAAGGCGAUUACAUACAUGUCAGCUGCAUCAACGCAAUACAUGUCAUAUACACGCGCCGUGGCUUUUACGUACGGAUGCUAUUGCUUAUGAGCAAAUUCGUACAAUCGUUGGGCCGGGAUGACUGCAAAGUUUUGGACAAGACAAUGGGCGACCUCGACGCCCAAGGGCGGGCAAGGUGGACCAUUUGAUUACCCUUGGGUUCAUCGUUUGGUGGACGGUCAAUGGCCAGGGACGCAAGGUCGUUGAUCUUUGUACAUUGAACGAGGUCAUUAUCCCUGACAUCUGGCUUUAACAAAGGGUUCAAGGAGAUGGGCUCGUUACUGGUUCCAAACAGGGUUUACCAGAUUACGGGAGACGUCAUGUUUUGUUUUGUUUCUUCAAUAGGGUGUAUAUUACGCAUCAUCAUCUUCGUGAGAAUAUGAUCAAACGAAUGCACCCUUGUUCAUUUCCGUCCCAUGCCGUCGAGGAAGAAAUCAUCAAUUCCCUUUAUAGUGAUGGACGCCUCCGUGUUUUUUUCACCAACUACCCAUCUAUGAUGGAUAAAGAGACUGUAUGGUCUUGACAAUCCUGCGCGGCUUGGAGACGUCCCACGUCGUCGUUAUAUUCGUGUAGUAGUAGAAGGUGUGGCGUUUGUGUCUCCGUGGCAAAUCGCGCGUUGAUGAGAUCCAUGAUGGAACUGCUCUCUAUUAUAAUCGCGUCACAUCUUUCUUCUAGCCUAACCAAGGUGCCUUGUUACCUCCACCAGCCCUCACGUUGGUUUCCCUCUUUAACAGCACAACCGACUCCCACGCCGCCCCAAAGAUCAUGUCGCUCUCUCCUCCCUAGCUAUAAUAGCUUGAACUUUCACGCCAAGGCCCCCCUCAUUUUCCGACGGAUUACUGGCAAACAUCCGUAAGAUGUCGCCGCCACAGAACCCAAAUUGAGCUAUCAAGGCCGAACAAAAGAGAAAAAGUCAUCAGCCAAGGUAAAUAUUUUACGGCAAUAUAUAAUUCGCAUUGCUGGUCCAUCAAAAAGGUAAGCCAAAAGAAGAAACUACAACAACAGCAAGCAUCGCAAGCGACUCGGAGAUGCCAG
Messenger RNA from Trichoderma atroviride IMI 206040, 1338 nucleotides. The record is from RefSeq and is a predicted model, not a curated record. Lineage: Eukaryota; Fungi; Ascomycota; Sordariomycetes; Hypocreales; Hypocreaceae.